Molecule: messenger RNA, 3851 nt
Organism: Lactuca virosa
Lineage: Eukaryota; Viridiplantae; Streptophyta; Magnoliopsida; Asterales; Asteraceae
Source: the annotation of a GenBank genome assembly
AUGGGGCUGAUACGUGUCUUGAGGUUCUCGAUUCUUCUGAUUUUUCUGCUUCAUUCUUUUCUCCCUCUCCUCUCAAGCACACAGGUGGAGAUUUGGGAUAAUAUAUUUCACCUUCUGGAACCUGUCACCGCCAGAUCUCCUUCUUCUCUACUUUUCUUCUUCAUCUCUAGCUUCAUGGAUUCGGGGUCCCCAACGCCGAAGACACGACCGCCGCCACAGUCGGCACGGCCCAACCUGACCUCACCUCCAGAUUUCGGUUCAGGUUCGCCAUCUAAUCUCAGCAACUUCCAUUACCCGUGUACACUUCUUGUUGGCCACCACCAGUGUCGUCUUCCGAUUGAACAACCACGACCACCACCUGGUUUAUUGCUCCAGAAACACAUCUGCUUUGCUUCAGUCUAUACUUCUUACGAGAUUUUGAUAGGAUUUGAUAUGCCCCUGGAAAGUUUUACAGUGAUGCAACAUGAGAUGGAGUCACAAAUUCACUACCUUGAGCAAAUAGCAUACAGUUCAGUGCUACACCCUUUCAAAUCACAAUCUGAUGCGCUUCAUGGGAGAAGUAAGGAUUAAUAACUGAACUAGGAAAGAGGAGUGUGUUUUUGAUGAUGAACAUAGAGAACUACUCUCAAAAUGGAGGCGUACCACAAUGAUCAACAUUCCCCAAUCUAUCCAUGACCCAAUUUCACUCUCGGCCCAACCGUUUCAGCAUCUCGGAAAAGGCAAAAGACAAAUAUGCCCAUGUAUUUACCUACAUAAUUAUUUUCCGGCUUCGGAGGCGGAAUCUGAACCCCUAAACCAGUACUACAAGUGAUCAAUUAAUUGGUUUCUACGAGGCUGUCAUACUAUAUGCAAUUGGAUUUAGGGCUUGCUGUUUAGCUUCCUACUUGUGAGUAGUAUGGUUUAGGGAAGUUUUUUGAAAGUCAUUCUCAUUGUGGUGUCAUAAAUUGAUCACAGUUGGGAACCACAUGUAAUUUCCUAAAAUGCCCUCAUUUAUUUUGUUGUAGUGUUCGAUUGAUUAAAUGAUAAGGAUCACUUUUGAAGAUUUGUACAACUUUCAAGAGUAAUUUGUCUGGUUCAGUUUUAGCUUUUUCUAUCUGCAAUAAAGAUAAUAAGAAGGUUCAAUUUCAUUGUUUUUUUUUUUUUUGAAUUUGCUAUUUGCAUACUUUUAGUUUUGGUCCCAUUAAGUGAGCUUACCAUCCGCUGCUUUUAGAUACUUUUUCACCAACUUAAUUGACACAUCAUUAAAUCAAUUUAUUAAAAGAUUCUUUUAUUUUACUUAUUGGUGAAAAUUUUAUCAUAUCUUGUGGAAGUCCUUUGAAGUUUGAGGAUAUAAACUUUCCAACGUACGAUAAGAUAUCAUUUUAUAGUUGACAAAGCAGAAAAGAGUGAAAUAUGUGAUAUGUUAACAUGCAUGCCCGAUAUAGAUCAUUGUAUUUGUAUCUGUUAUGGCUAAUUCCGGAAAAAAAAACCUUACAUUUUUUUACAGCUUUUACUAAUUUAUGCAAAAAUAUCAGUUUUCAUACCAUUUGAUACAUCAAAGAGUAAAUUAAAAAAUAGUCCAUAUGGUUUGGUCAAAUUCAUAGUGUUGGUCAUGGGCAAAAAAAAUUGAUAGGUUAUAUCUUGUAGUUUUUAAAAAUUACACCGAAUAUCCCUUGGUCUAUGUAAAAAGAGUAAACUAUCCUUUCUAAUUUUUAACUUUUCUUUUACCAAUUAAAGAACAUUUGGGUCUAUUAUUGAACAUGUGAUUUGAUGAAUCUGAUUGUAGAAAAACAAAAUUUUCUAAACUAGGUCAUUGAAUGAUAAGACCGGCCUUACAAGAAGCACUUCUGAUGGAUUUAAUUGUAAGACUUUUUUUUCAAUGUUUCUGUUGAGUUUAUAGUUUAGUUCUUUUUAAUAACUAAAAAUGCUAAAUAACUUGAUAUGCAACAUGUACAUACAUACAUACAGUUAUAUUGUAUUUUUCUUUAUGUUAAUGGUGAGUAAUUUAUUUGAACACUAUUUUUUACAAGUCCCAGUCUAUCCCUCUUAAAUCAUUAACUCUUUUUUGUUGUGGACUAAAAUCCAUGCCCCUUUUGAGUUUUAUUUGGCAUGGUUUGGUUGGGUUGUUCUUCGAUCGGAGUCCACACGUAAACCCGUCAGGCUUCAUCGACAGGUUUAGGAAACAACAUUGUUCAAUAAGAUUUACAAAGAACAAACAACGGAUCGCGAGGUUUUCAUAAUGGAUUUGGUCAAUACUCAAACUAUAAACAAAUACUCAAACUAUAAACAAAUAGUUGAUCAAAUAACAUUUUCAAAGAACAAACAACGGAAAAAAUUGUUGCAUCCGACCCAGCAACGCGGGGGUUCCCCGCCUAGUUAUAUUUACAAAUGAAUAAAACACUUGGAAUAAUGUUAUUAUUCUCUUUAUUUAUCUUUACACGUUAUCCUAGAAGAUUUUAGUGUUUUAACUCUGAUUUUGAUGAUUCCAACUGUUGAUUGUGAUUUUAACAACCUUAUGAACUCCAUGAAACCUACCAAAAUCAUAAAAGAAGUAUCAAAAUGUAUGUCACAUCGAAUUAGUACACAUAUAUUCGUUUAUCUUUAAAUUACAUUGUAAUAGUUUAUUAUUAAAAUGGUACAUAAUCAUUUAUGAUUAAAAGGUAUAUAAUCAAUUUUGGUUAAAAAAUAUAUAAUAUCUACAAAAAUAGCAUUAUUAAAGAAAAUAAGUCUUUCGAAAAAUAAGGGUCUUAAAAAGGGGACUUAGAUUCUUGAAAUGAACUCCAUGACAACUGAGAAAUUUUAGAGUGAUAUAUCAUUUCUUUUUUACUUAAAGAAAUCAAUCUUUAACAAAUGAAUACAUCUAAAUUUGGCCGAGUGGAAAAUUUAUUGCAAAGAUAACAUACCUUAUUAUCAUGACCACCAAGUGAUAUCUCAAUAUUUAUUUGGACUAACUCAAAGCAUGAAAAGAUCCAUAUGCUCUAUGAUCUUAAAAGUAAGCAUCAAGACUAAUUCAAAACACUUGGAAGUUCUAAUACAUUUUGGAUUAAUCCAAGCAUCCAACGUACUCACCUUCCAAGAUUCUUGUUACAUCGUGAUAGAUUUUGUAGGCAGCUAACUAUUUUCCAGAAGCAAAUACACUAAAAUACAACACUAAUUUUGACUUAAUCCCUUUUCUUGAUUAUCACUCUUGUCUGUGAAUUCCAUCAAAAGUAAAUGAAAUGUUUAAAUGGUUGCCUAUAGAGGUUUGGUAUCAAUACAUAAAACAUCAUAGUAGCAUACAAUCGAUGGUUAAAAAAUUAUAUUUCAAAAAACAAAAUGAAUAAGAAAAUGAACAAAGGUAGUGAUAGAAGGUGUAAUCGAAAUAAACACUCAAACAGAGGAUGCCAAUGAGGGGUUUGAAGAUCGAUCGGGGAGUUAGAGAAGGAGAACUUGGGUUGUUAUUGAGGUAAACAAAAAUGUAUUUGAUAGAGGUGGUUGUUCGGAGGUGGUGCGUUGGGGAACUGAUGAUAGCGGUCACGGACGUGGAUAUGGUAGUGAGCCAUUUUUAUCAAAAAAGAGGGUUGCGGAAUCAACAACGGUUGUGUCGAGUUUAGAAUGUCUUGGAUGUAUGGAGAUGAAUAUGACGAUGAUGAAGGUUUUUGGUGGAGUUGAUUUAGGGUUACGAGGUUGCUUCAUAUGUUCCGUAAUUUUGGAUUAAUAAAUGAUUUAAAUGAAUUCCAUUAUUAUUUAUCUAGUAUUAAGGAAACAAUAAAAGCCCUAAGGUCUAAUUUUUAUUUAGAAUUUCAUGACAUAAGUUUUAAAAAGUUACAUAAAUGACACAUUAAUAUUUGUUUCAGAUCUUGAAAUUUAAAGGGUCAAGAUAUAUUAUCGCG